AUGAGUGUGACACAAUCGCCAGCGAAUUCCCAUGAUUCGCUCCUUCAUAUACCCUUGACUUAUAAUAUUGCGGACUCGCAAGCCUCGGCCUUGAGACUGGUGCUGGCCUUGUAUCCGCAGUGGGAACACGAAGAAGGUCCGAUCGAGUUCGUCCGAUUCACCGAUGGCAUUACCAACACCCUCCUCAAGGCAAUCAAGAAGAGACCUGGUUCGAACCAGGAACAAAUUGAUGAGGAAGCUGUUCUCCUGAGAGCCUAUGGCAAGGGAACGGACUUGCUGAUCGAUCGCGAAAGAGAGACCGCCUCGCACUCCCUUCUCGCUCGUCAUGGACUCGCGCCCGCUUUACUCGCUCGGUUCCAAAAUGGCCUGCUGUACAAGUUUAUCCGUGGAAAACCUUGCUCAUCUGAGGAUCUCACAAGGCCCUCCGUGUGGCGCGGCGUAGCCCGACGACUUGCCCAAUGGCAUGCUGUUUUGCCCGUUGUCUCCGUCAAUGACGUGGCGACAGUUGAAGCGACAGAUGAUGAGAUGCCUUUACCGCUCCCCGGAACUCGGGCUCCGCGCGUUAAUAAAGCCACGCUCAGUACGAUACAAGGAAUUGCGCCCGGAAAACCUGUGCCCAAUAUCUGGACGGUCAUGCAACAGUGGGUGCUGGCUCUACCGGCUGGGACAGAGGCCGAAAAGCAGCGACAAGCCACCUUGCAACGGGAGCUUGAGCGGAUAGUCAAGGAACUCGCAUAUCUGCCUGGUCCAGGAAAGAAUGGCCUUGUCUUUGGACAUUGCGAUCUUCUUUCUGGUAACGUCAUCAGAGAACCUUGUGUCAAUGGCACUCAUUCAAACGCCGAGGCGGAGCCUGUUAGCUUUAUCGAUUACGAGUACGCAACACCGGCGCCCGCAGCUUUUGAUAUCGCCAACCAUUUUGCCGAAUGGGGUGGUUUCGACUGCGACUAUAGUGUCCUGCCAACCAGCGCUCAACGACGAGGUUUCCUUAAAGAAUAUUUGGAAAGCUACCACGAACAUUCUGGUACAUCUGGUCCCACUGAAGCAGAAGUCGACCAGAUAUUCCAAGACGUCGACUUGUUCCGCGGCAUUCCAGGAUUCUACUGGGGCGUCUGGGCUCUCAUCCAGGCUACCAUUUCCCAGAUUGACUUUGACUACGCCAGCUAUGCUGAGAUCCGUCUCGCCGAAUACUGGGCAUGGAGGGAAGAAGCAGAAGGUACUCGGGCCAAGCAAGGCAAAGAGACGCCCCUGCGAGAGCGCCGCUGGGCUCAGGAAGCCUAG
Messenger RNA from Xylona heveae TC161, 1278 nucleotides. Its product is annotated as kinase-like protein. Bases 1 to 1278 code for a protein of 425 amino acids. NCBI's taxonomy places the organism in Eukaryota, Fungi, Ascomycota, Xylonomycetes, Xylonales, Xylonaceae. The record is from RefSeq and is a predicted model, not a curated record. Gene Ontology annotation, molecular function: choline kinase activity; ethanolamine kinase activity. The transcript has 4 exons. Gene Ontology annotation, cellular component: cytoplasm. Gene Ontology annotation, biological process: phosphatidylcholine biosynthetic process; phosphatidylethanolamine biosynthetic process.